CGUGUAAUACAUGUACACUGACUGAAUGUACGAUUAUAGAUGAAAAACUAAAUUGUAGAAUAUCUGUUAAAUCAUUUUCUACAUUACCAACGGGUGUUCUACUCAUGCGCACAUACACGAUUCAAAUUCUACUUUAACUAUUUACGAUACGUUUAUAAUACUUUGUUUAAAAGUAGCUCUCGAUUGAUAGUAUAGUAUGCAAAGGAGACAAUUUGUGCAGAAGCGUCCAUGUGCUGUUACUUGUGCAAUUAAUUGUAUGAAGAGAAAUAUCGUUUGUACGUUUACGAAUCGUUCGUUUGUAACAUAACCUCAAUAAGGUUAUAUUAUUUUAAUAAAUAUACAUAUAAUAUAAUAAUAAUAUAGGACAUACAUAUAAUAAUAUAGGAAACAUCAAGGCACGUGUGGAACUGUCGUAAAGGGAGAGAGCUAGAUCUUAUCAGAAUGGUAAAGAUAGCGUUUCAGAUAAAAGCUACGUUAGAAAAUAUAGAGGAACUGAAACCAUCGGGAACAGAAUUUAGAUGGUACCUCAAAUUUACUUGUUGCAACUGUGGCGAAGUAUCGGAAAAAUGGAAUUACGUAUCCUUGAGCGAGUCCAUUCCAAACCAAAGAGGAAACUCGGUGAAUCAUUUUGUGAGCAAAUGCAAACUUUGUUCUCGCGAAAAUUCCAUGAGCAUCUUGGAGGAUUCCAUCAAAUCGUUCCUGGCGAACGAUCAGGAGAAAUUCCAAACGAUAGCGAUAUUCGAUUGUCGAGGCCUCGAACCUAGUGAUUUCUCAGCAAGAGAAGGAUGGACUGCUAAAGCCGUAAACGAUGGAAAAGUAUUUACAGAUGUAGAUUUAAGCGAAGGAGAGUGGGUUGAUUAUUGCGACAAGAUUAAAGAACCUGUUGGAAUUUAUGAGAUAGAACACAGAUUUGAAAGAAUGAAAUAAUAAGUUUUAAGCGCUAUCACGUUGUUACUGCGAUCGAUUCACACCUAAUGGGAUAUUCUACGAAAGAUAGAAAUACUUUGAAUUCGAUAUAAAUUUCACAAAAACAGAGGAGAUAGGUUCUCUUUUAGCUUUGUGUCUCUUCCUUGUUUGCUCGUCUUUCCACUACUCGGCCGAUACUCUACUUUAAUGGUAUUCUGUUGAACAAUUUGUUCCAAUGUACAUACAUGUGUAAUGUGCAUACAUAUAUUUAAGUACUUAUGUAAGCAGAGACAUUCAAAGCUGCCUAUAUUGAUUUGAAAUUUGUAAUUUUCUAAACUAGACAAUAAAAAGCUAUUUGUUUGUUGCCAUUGAAAACGUAGAAUAUGAUUUACACGUUCUUGCACAUUCAUGUAUACACAAGUCUACUAUAAUAUGAUAAAUACAUAUUUAUAAUACGAA
Molecule: messenger RNA, 1365 nt
Organism: Bombus pascuorum
Lineage: Eukaryota; Metazoa; Arthropoda; Insecta; Hymenoptera; Apidae
Product: CXXC motif containing zinc binding protein
Exons: 1
Coding region: 442-927 (161 amino acids)
Molecular function (GO): zinc ion binding
Source: RefSeq, a predicted model, not a curated record